CUGUGUGAGCAAUCGCAAUGCCCUUGAAUUUUUAAUACAAAUUGGAAGUUCAACUUUGGAAUACGGGAUUUUUCAUUAUUUACUUGCUUCCGAGUCACACAGCCCUCCAGACAUACAGUAGAAACAUGCCAUUGGACAAAAUUCGCCCCAUGCCAGUGGAUAGGAUUCUGAGCUUCCGCCGCAACCCUGCCUCCGAGCAGCAAUUGAAUCAGCAAACCGAUCAGAUGGAGGCCAUUCCCAACUUCUUGCCGGCCCAACUGUCCAGCAAUGAUCUCCAAGGCGCUCCAAUGAGCCCCAAGGACGACACAAGUCCCAAGGAGAUCAUACCGCCCAGAGGUCGCAGGCUAACUGCCGGUGAGUCACUUCAAGCGGAUAUGGACGGCCUGCCGCCACCACGACGAUCAACCGUUUCGCGAAGGAAUUUCGAGGAAGAGAUGUCCUCCACGAGCCAAUACAUGACCGUACUGAAAGCCGCCCUGGCCGUGGUCACCGUCUGCGUGAUGCUCACCACGAUUCCUCUGUACCGUCGCCAGGCCAAGGAGGCGAACCAGAAGUAUAUCCUUUUGUGGAAUGACGACUCGCUGGUUCGCGGAGCGGCCACCCACAUGGAAUGCGGAUGCAUUGUCACCAAUCGCAGGGAGCCAUCCGAAAAGCCUUUCGAUGCAGUGGUCUUCAAUGCGGACUACCCAUACACCAUGGAGGGCUUCCCACAACUCAAUCACACUCCCGACUAUCUGGUUGUAUUUUCGGCUCUGAAGCCCCUGAACAAGGUCGAGGAUCCACUGCGCAAUGGCCUGAAUCCGCCCUUUAACUUAACAAUGACAUAUCGGUGGGACUCGCACCUGGUCUGGUCGGACUACUAUUUCUCGCACAGUACCAUGGCCAAGCGUCUGCAGAAAUUCCGUCCUCGCAGAGAUUUCUCCGUGGAUGACUUCUCAUUGGAGACGGCGCGACGAUUGGAGAAGGCUCUGAACGUGAAGAAGGAUCUGGCCAUGUAUCUGAUGUAUGAGGUGAACGACGACUCCCUGCCGGAGAGCCUGUACUUGGAGGAGAUGCGCAAGCAUGUCGAACUUGAUUCCCACAGCACCUGUAUAGGAGGCAAUGAUUGCAGUGGAUACUUCUUCUGGUUGGUAUUCGAAACGAGCGCCUGUCAGGACUAUGUUCCAACCCAAAUAUACAUGGCCAUGGAGAAGCUUAUAGUCCCUGUCGUAAUGGGAAGUGGAAAUCUCACCAAUCUGGUGCCGGAAGGCUCCUUCAUCCGCGGCAGUGACUUUGCCUCGCCCAAGGAACUGGUUGCCUACUUGAAGGAUCUCUCCACUAAGCCGCAUGACUAUAUUGCCUUCUUCUGGUGGCACGCGAUCUACAAGAUCCGGGCCAUCGCCCAGCCGUACUGCGCCUUGUGCCACUUCAUCCAAACGCCCCUGAAGGACCGUAAGGCGAAGAAGGAGAGCACGGACCUUGGAUUCAUCAAUUGGUGGUCCAAGUACCAGUGUCCAGUCAAGCACACCACUUUCCUUUAGGAAUUCACUGAUCAGCCAGCCUGUUUCUCCCACCAACCUGUCUCAAUUAUAAUUACCAACGAUCGCAAAUUGCCCUCGUUUGGUGCGAUUUUGUUAAGUUGA
Drosophila ananassae is the source of this 1622-nucleotide messenger RNA. RefSeq names its product alpha-(1,3)-fucosyltransferase C. The record is from RefSeq and is a predicted model, not a curated record. Gene Ontology annotation, cellular component: membrane. Lineage: Eukaryota; Metazoa; Arthropoda; Insecta; Diptera; Drosophilidae. The transcript is spliced from 2 exons. Gene Ontology annotation, molecular function: alpha-(1->3)-fucosyltransferase activity. Bases 126 to 1520 code for a protein of 464 amino acids.